CUAAAACGACUACAUAGUCUAGAUCAAAAUAUUAGCGAACCAUAUUUUAAAUUGUCAGGGAGUCAUGUCACAAACUGGUGAAAUGAGCAUCAUUAUACAGGUAUUGUUAAAUAUUACGUUGUCUCGAGACGUGGAGCGGAUAUAAAACGUGAUGUGAUGCAAAUUACGCACACUUCCGCUUUAAAAGCGGCUCCGUGUGUGGGGAUUCAGAGACGCUGUGGCGAUGCCGACGCACAGGACUGCGCUCUGCUGCUGCACGGUGAGGUGGAAUAGUUCAUCUGCGGUGUAAAUGUUCAUCAUUUCAGUCAACUUGGAUGUUCACUCGCACUGUUUCCUCUUCGAAAGCUGCCGAGCGGAACUUUACGCAAGCAAACAGCAGGUGAGUCUCGAAGGCUACACCUGAGGGAUAAUCCUUCUCAAAACUCGCUUGUUUUCUCCUCUAACUCCACUUGUUGAUGGGAAAUACAAACCCCCACCGGCGGUUAUUUCACGGAUAUUCCUAUGCGUAAUUUGGUGAAAAGUCCUGUCCGGCAGAAAGGCUUCGUAAGUUUCAAACCUGCGAGGUUUUGUAACAGAUGGCGGUGAUGUUUGGCGACUGGUAACAGCCCAUCAGAUCGUCUUACACACAGGCUGCCACCAGGUGAGCAGCGGGAUGGGGAACCAGAUGGACAAGCUGUCACAUUUAAGUUACGCAGAAGUUCCCACAGUGGACCCGAACGGCGUGGACACGGAGGACGGUCCACGGAUAGGCGUCUCUUACAUCUUUUCUAACGAUGAUGACGAGCUGGAGGAUGGCUGUGCCGUGGAUGGCACACUGAGAGACCCGAAUCAGGAAGAGAAACAAUACGAUCCGCGGGACGAGGUGGAGUGCGCCGUCUACAACAGAGAUGAGUGUAUCUACGAGAAGAGCGCCAAGUGUGCCAGCCUGGAGGUUUACUCUCCGGAGAAUCUGCUCAACAAAUGCAAAGCGGGGGAUCUGGUGGAGUUUGUGGCCACGGGGCAGUACCCGCACUGGGCUGUUUAUGUAGGGGACUUCCAGGUGGUGCACCUGCACAGAACCGAGGUGAAAAACAGCUUUCUGACGGACGCGAGUCAAGGGAGGAGGUGCAGGAUUGUGAACGACUUUUACAAAUUCAAAGCUCUGAACGCGGACAUGGUGGUGCAGAACGCGAUGGAGCAGGUGGGGUUAAAGGACCGAGAGCUGAGCUGGAGGAACUCGGAGUGCUUUGCAGCCUGGUGCAUGUUUGGCAAGCGGGAGUUCAAAAUGGGCGGGGAGAUCCGGAUAGGCAAACAGCCGUACAGGCUCAAGAUCCUCGUUUCAGACAAACAUUCACACGUGCUGGAGUUUCAGAGUUUGGAGGACAUGAUCAUGGAAAAGAGGAGGAACGAUCACCUGGGGAGGGCGGCCGUGCUGCAGGAGCUGGCGACUCAUUUUAACAGCGUGGGGGUCAUAAAAAGUAGUGAGCCAAGCGCUGACUGAUGUGUGCCCUUUCAAAAUAAUGAUGGUUCUGGAGUAGGGUAGCCUUUACCUUAUGGAAGUAAAACUGUGCCAUCAGAGUUUGACUAUAAAUUUAUAAAGCUGAAUUUUAUUUUGGCUUCAAAAUCAGACUUUGAAUUUCAAAACCAUCGAAUUUCGAGCACCUAUUUUAUUUCUGACACAAUUUUUUUUCACAAUGAUGAAAUAAAUUCAGUCUAAAAAAAAAAAAAAAAGGUUGCUCAAAAAAAUUAAACAUAAAUAAAAAUUCAGUGUCAAAUAAUUCAGUGUAAAAGAGACAGACCAUAAACUGUAUAUACUAUGGACAACUUGGUUCCGCCUCCUGCCUGUAUACGGAUUUGAAGCCAAAAAGCUCUCGAUAUUUCCGUGAUUUUUCUUCAUUUCCUGAAACCAACGUUGUGCAGUCGCUGAGAGUCGCUGUGAUGACGCUCGGCUCAAACAGCGUAUCCCCUGGGAGAUAUCAGGUGUCAAUCAUAGAAAACAUGAACCCCCCUGAUAACUUUUGAAAACGGAGCUGUACAGAAAAAAGAGGACUUGAAUUUAUAUUCUGUGUAACAAAUUUCUAAAGUUUGUCCACAGCUCCAUAAGCUUUGCUGGCAGAGGGGGGAUUUAUGACCUAUACUGCAGCCCGUCACCAGAGGGUGCUGUUCUCGGAGUGGCUUCACCCAACAAAGAGGUGGACACUGUCCAUUCUUUAUACAGUCUAUGAGACAGACUCAACACCCGGCUAACCAGGGAGAAUCAAUCGAUUCCUGCCUCAAUCAUCCAUCGUCCAGCCAAUCAAUUCAUGCCUGAUUGGUCAUGUGCCACAGACCCCAGUGGAAGAUUGAAUCCAAUCGAUUGCUUCUCCCUGGUUACCCGGAUGUUGAGUCAGUCUCUUUUACGCUUAUUUUUUUUUCUCAACAAUAUUUUUAUUAGUUUUAUACAGAUUAUACAAAGGAAACACAUCACAAACACCCACUUUCCCUCAAAACCUCGUCUACUGCUGGAUAUUCCUAUGACUGUGCUUAAACAACAAAUUCUGGAGCUAUAACAAAAAUAAUAAUAAUAAAAAAAAAUCACAAAUGAAAAAAAAAUACAAGUGCUGGAAUUCAGGUUUUGUAGAUCUUGAAAUACAUAAGAUGUUGAGGAAAAAAAGUAAAAAGAGAAGAAGUUAAAUGAACUUCUGUACGUGAAGAGAAAUAUGAAUGUAGACAAGUCGCUGAAAACUGAAAAAGUCCAUAAAUACACUUUUGAAUUCUGAAUGUUGAACAGUUUUUUUUAAGUCGAAUUUUCACUAAAAGAAUAUUUUGAGAGACUGAUUUGUUUUUUUAAACUGAAUUUAUUCCAUCAUUGUGAAAAAAACUAGUGCCAGAAAUAAAAAUGGGAGCCUGAAAUUUGAUGGUUUAGAAAUUCAAAGUCUGAUUUUGAUGCAAAAAAUUUCAGCUUUAGAAAUUCAAAAUCAGAUGGCACAGAUUUACUUCUAUAUCACCAAACUAUUCCACCCUGCUUUAAUCUAUAGCAAGCCUUCACCUCUUCCUUUUUGUUUCUAAUUGGAGCAAACAUACCACCAUUUUUACCAGGAUGAUUAUGGUUUCCAUUUGAUAUGAUUAUUAUUGCCUUAAAAUUCCCUGAUGCUAAAUGGCCUUACAGUUCUGGAUCCCGUUAUUGGACAGAGGUUUCUCAGUAGGCCUGUUAGUUGCUCUUCUCUGAAUGUAUAGUUUUCUAAAAGCUUUAAAGUUUGUCUUAAAGUGUCCUGAUUCUGUAUGUUCACUUCUGUUUUUAUGUUGAUUGAGUGUAUACUUCUUUCUAGCGAGUUUUGACUCCCACUCUCGGCUCACGCACAAGGCCAAGUGUCAGAGCUGUCUUUUGAAGGUAUACUUUUCUUUCACCAGCACAAUUGUCAGAAAUGUUUGGAAGUUGUUACACUGAUCUGAGUCUGUCUCAAAUGUGUAAAGGUCAAGUAAACUGUCCAUGUCUCUUUUUGAAA
Messenger RNA from Xyrichtys novacula (pearly razorfish), 3464 nucleotides. Lineage: Eukaryota; Metazoa; Chordata; Actinopteri; Labriformes; Labridae. The record is from the annotation of a GenBank genome assembly.